AUGGGGAGGGUGAAACUAAAGAUAAAGAGGUUGGAGAACACAAAUGGUCGACAAUCAACCUAUGCAAAAAGGAAAAAUGGAAUAAUGAAGAAAGCUAGUGAAUUAUCUAUAUUAUGUGAUAUAGAUAUUAUACUUCUCAUGUUUUCUCCAGGUGGAAAACCUUCAUUAUGCACCGGGAGACGCAGCAACUUUGAGGACGUAAUGACAAAGUUUUCUCAACUAACCUCACAAGAAAGGGCAAAGAGGAAAUUGGAGAGUCUUGAAGCACUAAAGAAAACAUUUAAGAAGUUAGAUCAUGACGUGGUUAUUCAAGACUUUUAUGGUACAAGUAGUCAAACUGUUGAGGAUUUGAGCGAUCAAGCUAAGGUAUUACAUAACCGUAUCUCCCAAAUACACGAGCGACUAAGACAUUGGAGUGACAUUGAGAAAAUUAGUGGUGUGGAUGAAUUGGGACAGAUGGAAAAUUCACUCAAAGAGUCUCUUAAUCAAAUUCAAACUCACAAGGAAAAUGUACAAAAACAACAACUAGCAUCACUUCAAUGCAAUAACCAGUUCAAUGAAUUGCAUGUUCCCUAUAAAAUGAGUGCUCAACAGCAAUUUCAAUCUCUACCAUGGAUGGUUAAUGGUGACAGUCAGAAUAUAGUACUUCCUGAAGAACCAAACUUGCUUCUCCACAAAGAUGUAGAGGGCUCAACAAGCUCAUCAUUUGGAAGCUAUGCAAGCUAUCUUGGCUCAAACACCAAACCAAACAUAUCCAAUUCCAGUCAAGAAAAUUGUGUUCUUAGUGACAUGAGCAACAAUCCUACAGCACCUCCUGUGAGAUUACCAUUUAAUGGACAGUUUUCAUACCUUCCAAACAAUUUCAACAUAAUGAAUGAUAUGAAGCUUCAACCAGCUACAACAGGGAUGAAUAAUAAUAAUCCACAUGAAAACCAAGUAGAUAAUUAUCAUGUCAAUGGAAACUUUGAAGCACCUAAACAAGGGUUUGAUCAAUCUAACCACCAUGGUUGGACUUCAAAUUCUGGUCCUUGUGCUGUUAAUAUCUUUGAUGAAAAUUUGUAUCCACAGCCAAAUUUUCCACAAGUGCAUUUUGGCUUCACAUAA
Molecule: messenger RNA, 1104 nt
Organism: Vicia faba (fava bean)
Lineage: Eukaryota; Viridiplantae; Streptophyta; Magnoliopsida; Fabales; Fabaceae
Source: the annotation of a GenBank genome assembly